UUCGAUGGGCACACAAUGAAAUCUCUCCAGAUUAUUCUAUUUGCUGUGCUGGGUCUGAUGCUGUUUGCAGAGGCAAGGCGCUUCAAGUCGUCAACACACAAAAUGCUGCCAUGGAAACCAAUAACAACACCCAAACCUGUAGUGAUGAAACUUUCCAAGAGCUUAACCAGAGCUCAACGCUUAGAGCUGAGCGAUCAUUGUAAAGCCAACGGCAUGGAAUGCCGGCUCGCCGAGGAAUGUUGCAACUUAAAGUGCGCGAUUGCGACUAAGCGGUGUAUAGAGCUGAUAAACCCCCAAGAUGUACUGGCUCAGAACAUAUAUGGUAUAUGA
This is a messenger RNA of Drosophila navojoa, 330 nucleotides long. RefSeq lists its product as uncharacterized. The record is from RefSeq and is a predicted model, not a curated record. NCBI's taxonomy places the organism in Eukaryota, Metazoa, Arthropoda, Insecta, Diptera, Drosophilidae.